Messenger RNA from Sordaria macrospora k-hell, 2580 nucleotides. RefSeq lists its product as uncharacterized. Gene Ontology annotation, cellular component: cytoplasm. The record is from RefSeq and is a predicted model, not a curated record. Lineage: Eukaryota; Fungi; Ascomycota; Sordariomycetes; Sordariales; Sordariaceae.
AUGGGAAACGCAAACACAAAGGAGUCCCGCGGCGAUGACAGCGGCCGCCGUGGCCUCCACUCCGCCCUCGCCGACGCCGGUGCAGGCUCGUCGACACAGUCUGGCAGAGAGUCAUCUAGGAGGAACCGCAAUACCAGACACGAUCUCACCGGGCUUUUGGGGCGCGCUGCAGGAGGUUCGAGCUCGCAUGCCGACGAGCGCCAUGAACGCAAGGAGACGAAACAGGAAAGGGAGGCCAGGAGGCUGGAAAAGGAGCGGGUUGCCCGGCUACAGGAGCGAGAGCGGAGCAUGAAGGAGGAGCAUGUCGAUGGUGGUUAUCUCGUCACCAUGGGCACCUACGUCGGGCCUGAGGACUUUAACAAACAGAUCGUCAGGCAGUUGAUGAUUGAGCGUAAACUUGCUCCCUUCUGGCGAGGACUAAACGAUGUCGACGGGGACUGGACCGAGUCCCAAAUCAUCGCUGCCGCACGAGGCCUGCCUAUUCCCGCCGCCGGCGAAACUCCCUCGGAUGAACUGAUUCCACGACCGCGCUCACCUGCCUCACCGACCGACGCGAAUUCGAAUAUCAACCACUUGACAGUGCCGAUGGACGGUCGCAGCCUGUCGACAACUUCCGAGCAUAGCGCAUCCAAUCCGGGUUCUGCGCUGCCCUCUCCCGGUUCCGGCAAAGGGAGCAGUUCUCCUUUCAAGCCCACACGGGGAAAGGCUAUUGCUGCGGUCUUGGGAGGAGGAAGUUCCCGCAAUGCCUCGAGUACGGAAAUCGUGCCCCGCGAAAUCAUGCUGCCCAACGACCCUUUUGUCAACGGACAACCUCUCGAAGUCUUCCUCUACAAGAACGCUACCGAAUGCCCGAUCUGCUUCUUGACAUACCCGCCAUACCUGAACCACACCCGUUGCUGCGACCAGCCCAUUUGCAGCGAAUGCUUCGUCCAGAUCAAGCGGCCGGAUCCGCAUUUCCCAGAAGGACACAACGAGAACGACCCGAAUAACAACCCCGAGGAGUCCGCCGGACUCUUGGUAUCCGAGCCUGCCUGCUGCCCCUACUGCACGCAACCCGAUUUUGGCGUUACUUACGAGCCGCCGCCAUUCCGUCGCGGUCUGACCUAUGGAAUUUCACCCCUAGCCCUGGGAAGCACAAGCGCAGCCAUGUCAUCCGAAAGUUCGGUCAACUCUGGAUCUCUGUCCCCCGGUGUUACUUUACCAGGUGGCCGUCGUCGUAACCAGUCAAUAUCCGCCAACGCACCGAAUGUCGUUCUGACGGAUAGAGUCCGGCCAGAAUGGGCAAACAAGCUGCAGGCCGCACGGGCGCACCUGGCGAGACGCGCUGCUGCUGCGACAGCUUUGCACACAGCAGCAUUCAUGAUGAACAACAACGAGUCCCGCGCGCUUAGGAGCCGCUUCGGGCGUAGAAAUACCGGAGGCUCUGGGUCAGCAUCGGCUACUCCUGGUAACGGCGAUGAGAACAGGGGUACCAGCCCAGCUGCUCCUGCUACUGCUGGUACUACAACCAAUACAGAUCGCGCUGCCGGUCCUGGCGGUAACGGAAACCGACGAAGCAGAUUGGAAGAUCUCGAAGAGAUGAUGUUCGCGGAAGCCAUUCGAUUGUCUUUGGCUGCAGAGGAGGAGCGCAAGAAGAAGGCCGAAAAGGAGGAACAGAAGGAGGCAAAGAAACGCGAAAAGGAACGGGAGAAGGCAGAGAAAAAGGCAGAGAAGGCAGCAGCCAAAGCCGCAGCGAAACAGGGCGGACCUUAUGAGGCAACCCGCAGUGGACACAGCUCGGCCAGUGGAAGUAGCCUGAGUCUACCUGGGCUGAGUUUCGGUAGGAAGCGUGGAAAUAGUGCUGCCAGCAACCUCCGAGUCGAAGCCAGCGUAGCCAGUGCUAUGGCAUCUACGGGCGCCGCCAUGUCGUCGACUGCAGCUCCUGGGGCGCUAGGCCCAGAUUCGAACACCAAGGAUAAGGGUAAGGGCGUUGAUAGAAGUGCGGGCGCGGCGAACGACGCUUCUGCUCCCUCCCGCCCCAAUCCGUCUCCCCAACCGACUCCCGGACCGUCGCAUUUGCGCCAGAUGAGCAGCGCCUCGUCGGUCUCUUCGUCUGCGGCAGAAAGUAACCAGGGCAGUUAUGUGCCGCCCUCCAACCUCCAGGAUCCCCAUGCGAGUGGUCUCAGUCUAGGUGGCCGUUGUGCAGUCAGUGAAGACGGCGACGAGCAGGACAGGGACCCAAGCACCAGCACGGAGCCCUUGUUCAACUUCCGUAGUUUGGCCGAGGUAGUAGACGUGAGCAUCGAGGGCGAGCACGCUGGCAAGCGGCUCAGUCAAAUCAAUGCUGACGGGCAGGCGACCGAGGGACAAGAUGACUCGAAAAAGUCGGGUGAAGGUGCCGGCGAGCAUGUGGAGCAUGUCUUCGAGUCACAGACCACCGGUCUCUCGGAGCAGGAUUCGGAGAUGCACUCGCAGCCGCCGCGAUUCACCAUCACGCUCGAUUCACCAGCGACAUCGGUCGAAGACGUCGGUACUACCAGCGACUCGAAGCAUGUCGGCAACGAGACCACUGUGGAGCAUGCGAGACAGGUCACGCAGUGA